This is a messenger RNA of Pistacia vera, 507 nucleotides long. Its product is annotated as ctenidin-1-like. The record is from RefSeq and is a predicted model, not a curated record. NCBI's taxonomy places the organism in Eukaryota, Viridiplantae, Streptophyta, Magnoliopsida, Sapindales, Anacardiaceae. The transcript has 2 exons. Bases 1 to 507 code for a protein of 168 amino acids.
AUGUCCAUCAGUACUCUAUCAAGAAGCUUGCUUUGGGAGCAACAGCAAACAAACACUAUGCAAAGCAUGUUUAUCAUCAAGUGGGAACUAAUUGGUGGAGUAGAUGGUGUUUGUGGUAGAGGUGAAGCUUUUGGUGGAUCAGAUGGUGGUGAUGGAGAUAAAUUUGAUUGUGAAGGAGAACCUGUUGGUGGAUUGGCCACUAGUGGUGCUGGGGAAUUCGUUGGUGGAGUAAAUACUAGUGGUGGUGGAGGUGAACUCCUUGGUGGAUUAGAUACUGGCAGUGAUGGGGGCAAUGAACUCAUUGGUGGAUUGGAUGCUAUUGGUGAUGGUGGUGGUGGUCGACAUGAACUGGUUGGUGGAUUAGAUACAGGUGGAGAUGGUGGUGGUGAUGUAGGUGGUUGUGCAAGAGGUGAUGGAGUAGGAGGUGUGGAGAGGUCACAUGGAUUUGCAUUAGGCUUAGAAGGUGUGGAGAAGAUGGCUGUGACAAUGGUGGUGGACUGGUGUUAG